AAAUUAUUUUCGGCAUUGAUCACUCAUAGUCACUUUCCACUAGCCAUAUUGGCCAACACCUGAGUGGUAAGUCUAGAUUAGUUAUUUAUGUUUUAACAGUUAAGACCACAUGGAUGGAUCUUAUGUUGUUUUGGCUACGAACCAGAUCUCUUGCGACAGGGAUCGGAGGCACACAACAUUGAAGAAUCAGAAAGAAUUACCCUCCAGACAACGCGCGACUAUUGAGGACGUUUUGCCGGAGAAUACCCGGCCGUCGGACGCCAGACUGCGACACUUCAAAUCAAUAUCUUGUGGCUUUUCAUUCUUUGUAGCCGGAGUCAACGAUGGAAGUCUUAGUACCAUUCUACCUCAUGUGCUUCGAUCAUAUGAUAUAGGUACUAAACUAGUCUCAGCAGUAUUCGCAUGCUAUAUUUAUGUGACUUAAAAGACUGCAUAUAGCAAGAAAGAAUCAAUUAAACCCCAAUUUUGAAAAACCCUCAAGUGGAAUUCUCACUUAU
Molecule: messenger RNA, 497 nt
Organism: Talaromyces proteolyticus
Lineage: Eukaryota; Fungi; Ascomycota; Eurotiomycetes; Eurotiales; Trichocomaceae
Exons: 2
Coding region: 110-424 (104 amino acids)
Source: RefSeq, a predicted model, not a curated record